Molecule: messenger RNA, 3881 nt
Organism: Branchiostoma floridae (Florida lancelet)
Lineage: Eukaryota; Metazoa; Chordata; Leptocardii; Amphioxiformes; Branchiostomatidae
Product: NADPH oxidase 5-like
Exons: 20
Coding region: 422-3475 (1017 amino acids)
Biological process (GO): defense response; superoxide anion generation
Cellular component (GO): plasma membrane; NADPH oxidase complex
Molecular function (GO): superoxide-generating NAD(P)H oxidase activity; calcium ion binding
Source: RefSeq, a predicted model, not a curated record
AAACCAUAUCCAGUUGCUUGAGUAACUACUUUUUGGUGUAUUCCCAGACUUACAUAAUUACUAGUAUAUAAAGCCUAGAUAGUACUUUAGAUAGUGUCACCGGAUGGAUGAACUGAACUGAACUGAGUACCUGGAGAUGGAUCAUAUGCAGGGCUAGCUACACAAAACCCUUGACAACGGGGAGUAAACAGGUACUUAUCGCCCUUCCCACCCUUCCCAUCCUGCAUUCUUUCAUCUCCGAUCCCUAAAUGAACAUCUCUAGACGCUGAUCGCCCUUACCAGAAGCUCCGACUAUCGCACGUCAUCAGGAGGGGAACAAGAAGAUAGAAGACAGCCACAAGGAGUUUUGAUUGCCGCUGUCCAGGCCUAUUUUGGACUGCAGAUCCGGUCCGACUCCUGUUAUAGAGAGAGUGACAGCUGAAUGGGGUCCACGUUCAGCCGGAAGUGGUUCGGACUCACCCACCUGGGCAGGUCGGAGGUAGAGGAGGAGUUCCACACGAGUGACGUCAUGACGACUUGCCGCGUCAUCACUGUGGCCCCACGGGAAGACCCGUUCCCCCAGCAGGGGUCGGAGUCCCAGGGGGAGCUGGCCUGGUUCAACAUCCACCUCAAGCCGCUGGCGCGGGGAGGCAUGGUCACGGUCAGGAUGUUCCGCAAGUUCGCCAAGGAUAUGGAGCAAACAUUUGCUGCUAAGUGGUUUAGUCUCCUGGACAAAGAGGGUUCAGGAAAACUCAGUAUCCAGGUCGUCAUCGGAGGAUUGAGCAGGCUGGCAAGUCACGAGCGGCGGCUGAGACUGUUGAAGUGGCUGGAGGACGGACUGGCCGACUUCUGCACGGAGAACCUUCUCAUCACCCCGGACAGGCUCAGGAGGUUCUUCCUGACAAAGGGGACAGUGGAGAAGUUGUUCGGCCUGACUGACGUUGACGGUGACGGGCGGAUCCCUCUGCAGGAGUUACUGGGCCGACUCAGCCUGCUGCCGAAUAUCGACAACACAGCCAAGUACCAAGCCUGGUUGGAGUACCGCUUCGGACUGAUCGUGGGACCGGGGACAACCAUCAGCAUGGAGAGAUUCAAAGCUGAGCUUAAGUCUCAGCAACAUGUUGGGUCGUUCCUGGCUGAACAGCUCUUCCACGUGUUGAACAAGGACGGCAGUUCAGAGCUGAAGCUGAGUGACUUGAUGGCCGGACUGUCCUGUCUUCUGACCGGAUCAGAGGAGGAAAAAGCCAGGCUGCUGUUCCAGGUCUAUGAUGUUAACGGAAACGGGUCCAUAGAUCGCGGCGAGUUGAAGCUGGUGCUGAGCUCCUGUAUGGAGGAGGGUGCCUUUAGUGACGACCAAAUCUCCGACCUGACCGAAGCGCUGUUCGAGGACGCAGACUCGGAUUGCUCCGGCGCCAUCACCUACAUCGAGUUUCUGGAGGAAAUGUCUCGACAGCUGGAACUACUGGACUGCCUGGCUCUGAGUGUGGUCUACUGCGCCGAGCCAGUGCUUGAGGUAAAGGCGAAGUCCAGUCCCCUCCUGGGCGGCAUGCUGUCGGUGCAGGCGGUGCGGAACCAUCUCCGCACGGUGGUGGCGGUGGCGCUGUACGUGGUGCUGAACGUGGCGCUGCUGUGUUACGCCGCCAUCCAGUACCAACCCAACGUCGCCAUGAUCGUGGCUAAGGGAUGUGGACAGUGUCUGAACCUGAACAGCAUGUUCGCGCUCCUGCUGAUGCUACGGAAGAUGUUGUCCUACAUGCGCUCAACGCCGGUCGGCCGAUAUCUGCCCCUGGACCAGCACAUCGCCUUCCACAAGGUCAUCGGAGUCAUGAUCCUGGUCUUCAGCCUGUUACACACCAUAGCGCAUGUCUACAACUUUGUGAAGCUGACGGAGACGACCCCGCACACGCUGAUGGAGUACAUGUUGGGAACAAAUCUGGGUAUCGGCUGGGUGUCCGGCAGUGCCAGCAUGACAGGCUGGGUGUUACUGUGGCUCCUGCUGGUCAUCACGCUCUCCAGUACCAGCCUGGUGAGGAACAGUGGACACUUCCAGUGGUUCUACUGGAUCCACCAGCUGACCAUCCCGUGGUUCGUGCUGCUGGUGAUCCACGCCGAGUCGUUCUGGCUGUGGCUGCUGCUGCCCGGCCUCUUCUACGUCAUCGAAAGAGUUCUCCGCACAAAGAUGGCGCGGGUGACGCGCUACGGACACAUGUCCAUCCAGCAAGGGAUUGUUCUACCCUCAAAGGUGGUGCACGUGGUGGUGUCCCGUCCCAGAAACUUCAAGUUCCAGCCGGGGGAUUACGUGUACCUGUGCGUUCCCGCCAUAGCCGCGCACGAGUGGCACCCUUUCACCAUCAGCAGCGCUCCGGAGCAGGACGGGACGUUGUGGUUCCACAUCCGGGCGGUAGGCACGUGGACCAGCCGGCUGUACGGGCUGUUCGAGCAGCAUACGGAGCGGCUGCGUCAGAGCACCCCCCAGCAGCGGUACGACUCCCUGGAGUCCAUCAUGAACUCUAACUCCCUGGGGAGCGGAGUGUUACCAGAGAUCCAGAGGAGUUCCUCCUCUCACUUCACCUCCACCUCGGAUCCUAGUGGCGACUCCGAGUACAAGAACGUCUUCACCCUGGCUCCAACCAAACCGCGCGCGAACAAAGUUUCCAGAGACAGUGGGGUUUACCUGUGUGAGACUACCAACGUUAACAUUGCAGACGGGACCAGGAAAGUGUCGGACACGGCGUCUGUGUUGGUCGCCGAAGGGAUGCCUCCGAUGGAGAGGAACGAUUCUCGCAUGUCGUGUUCCUCGCUAGGUCAGGACUUCUCGCACAUGUUCAGACCCCCCACCGUGGUGAACUUGGCGGACGGAUUUUUCGAUACCGAAUUUGAGGUGUACAUGGAUGGCCCGUACGGCGCACCGUCCACCCGAAUCUUCGAAGCGGAGCACGCGGUGCUGGUGGGUGCCGGGAUAGGAGUCACGCCAUUCGCGUCCAUCCUGCAGAGCAUCGUGCACCGGUACCGCCGGGCACGGCAGACAUGUCCCCGGUGCAGGCACGCCUGGACCGCCGAAACACACAGGAACUUCCUCACAUUGAAAAAGGUUGACUUCUUCUGGAUCAACCGAGACCACAAGUCGUUUGAGUGGUUCAUCAGCCUGCUGAGUCAGCUGGAGAUCGAGCAGUCCGAGAUGGGCAACUUCGAGAGGAACUUCCUGGAGAUGCACAUGUACAUGACGUCUAUGUAUGGCCGUACGGACUCCAAAGCUAUCGGGUUGAGGAUGGCCAUGUACCUGACACACAAGAAGGAGAAACGGGACCUUAUCACGGGCCUGAAGACACGGACACAGGCCGGGAGGCCGGACUGGGACAAGGUGUUCCGGCGUCUGGACGCGGAGAAGUGCGGAAAAGUGACGGUGUUCUUCUGCGGAUCGGCCCAGCUGGGGAAGGUGCUGCAGAAAAAGUGCAUGGAACACGGCUUCGAGUUCUGUCAGGAAAACUUCUCCUGAACAAGCAACAUGACAACUUUAGUUGAUGUAAUUUGGUAUUAGUUGUGAAGCUACUACUACUACUAAGUUAUUGUUGUAAAUACAUUUUCAGUGGACAAUGCCUUCAUCUCAAAGUCUGGCGAUGUUUUGAUGCCUAAUUAUAAAGUUAAACAAACUAUAAAAAGCAAUAAUUACUAACAAAUAUAUGCAGGUGUAUAAUAGACGAUGGAGAUUGAUUGAAUGUUAUUUUAUCGAACUGUAUUACGUGUCAAUAGGAUAAAGUUUAUAUGGAAUGGGGAAUGGACAAGAGGAGAGUAUCCUCAUCAGUUUGUAAAAAAGUAACGUUACAGGGUUUGGAGGAAAGUCUACAGUCUUAAUUUAUCUAUAAUGAACUUUGUUCUGACCUUAAUAAAAGAUUCUAUCAGAA